CGUGACACCUCACGUGACGUCACAUCCGGAGUCACAUGGUCUAAAGUCGGCUGAGCCAAGAUUCCGACACCAUGCAGAGUUUGCUAUGUUUGAUGCUGCUGUCGGCUGUGGGCGUGGCUAAAACAUCACCUUUUACCGCACCGCCGCCAUUGGACCCUGAAGUCCAUAUGAACAUUACAGAGAUCAUCAGGAGGUGGGGCUACCCGGCGGAGGAGCACCAGGUGCUGACGGAGGACGGCUACAUCCUGAUGGUCAACAGGAUUCCUGGAGGGCUGAAAAAGACACAAGGUCCCAGAAGAGCAGUUUUCCUCCAACAUGGCCUCCUGGCGGCCGGCAGCAACUGGAUCACCAACCCGCCUCCUUCCAGUCUGGGCUACGUGCUCGCUGACGCCGGCUGUGAUGUGUGGCUGGGGAACAGUCGAGGGAACACCUGGUCCAGGAAACACCAGAAGCUCCGCCCAGAUCAGGACGACUUCUGGAGGUUCAGUUACGAUGAAUUGGCUCUGAAGGAUCUACCUGCAGUUGUGGACUACAUCCUAAAGGAGACCGGCCAAGAAGACAUUGUGUACAUCGGACACUCUCAGGGAACCACCAUAGCAUUCAUGGCGUUCUCCACGCUGCCACAACUGGCUGCCAAGAUCAAGUUGUUUGUUGCUUUGGCUCCCGUGGCAACCGUGUCCUUUACCAGCAGCCCUUUGACCAAACUGUCUCUGCUGCCCAACUUCCUGCUUUGGGACCUGUUUGGAAGGCGGGACUUCCUGCCUCAGAGUCACAUGAUCAAGUGGUUUGCAGAGCAUGUUUGUGCCAAGCGUCUGCUCAAUGAGUUGUGUGGAAAUCUCUUCUUCAUCCUGUGUGGCUUUGAUGAGAAGAACCUCAACAUGACUCGGACAGCCGUCUACACCACACACUGUCCUGCAGGCACGUCUGUGCAGAACAUGAUGCACUGGGCCCAGGCGGUCCGAGGCGGGCAGCUGAUGGCGUUCGACUUUGGCGCGGCAGGAAACAUGAAACAUUACAACCAGAGCACGCCCCCCCACUACCGAGUGCAGGACAUGAAGGUUCCCACCGCCAUCUUCUCCGGGGGCCGUGACACGCUGGCUGACCCCAAAGACGUGGCCGUGCUCCUCACUCAGGUGUCCAAGCUGGUCUUCCACCAGCACAUUGACCACUGGGAACAUCUGGACUUCAUCUGGGGUCUCGACGCCCCACAGCUCAUGUUUCCUUCUGUCCUCAAACUUCUGCACACAAUACCCUAGAGGGCGCCACUGAGUGUGUGCGUGUGUGUGUGUGGGUGUGUGCGUGUGUGUGUGUGCGCGCGUGGUUUUAUUGAUUGAUUGAUUGAUUCUUUUAUUAGUAGGUUGCACAGUGAAGUACAUAUUCCGUACAAUUGACCACUAAAUGGUAACACCCCAAUAAGUUUUUCCACUUGUUUAAGUCGGGGUCCACUUAAAUUGAUUCAUGAUACAGAUAUAUACUAUCAUAUAUACUAUCAUCAUAAUACAGUCAUCACACAAGAUAAUCACAUUGAAUUAUUUACAUUAUUUACAAUCAGGGGUGUGGAGGGGGGGGGGUAUGGACAUCAAGUAGUGGACAUAGAGAGAGAGAGAGAGAGAGAGAGAGAGAGAGAGAGAGAGAGAGAGAGAGAGAGAGAGAGAGAGAUCAGAAGGCAUAAGAAAAAUUAUCUGCAUGUGAUUGUUUACAUUUGAUUAUUAGCAAUCAGGGGAGGUUAGUUUAGUUUAGGGUUGUAGCUGCCUGGAGGUUAGUUUAGUUUAGGGUUGUAGCUGCCUGGAGGUUAGUUUAGUUUAGGGUUGUAGCUGCCUGGAGGUUAGUUUAGUUUAGGGUUGUAGCUGCCUGGAGGUUAGUUUAGUUUAGGGUUGUAGCUGCCUGGAGGUUAGUUUAGUUUAGGGUUGUAGCUGCCUGGAGGUUAGUUUAGUUUAGGGUUGUAGCUGCCUGGAGGUUAGUUUAGUUUAGGGUUGUAGCUGCCUGGAGGUUAGUUUAGUUUAGGGUUGUAGCUGCCUGGAGGUUAGUUUAGUUUAGGGUUGUAGCUGCCUGGAGGUUAGUUUAGUUUAGGGUUGUAGCUGCCUGGAGGUUAGUUUAGUUUAGGGUUGUAGCUGCCUGGAGGUUAGUUUAGUUUAGGGUUGUAGCUGCCUGGAGGUUAGUUUAGUUUAGGGUUGUAGCUGCCUGGAGGUUAGUUUAGUUUAGGGUUGUAGCUGCCUGGAGGUUAGUUUAGUUUAGGGUUGUAGCUGCCUGGAGGUUAGUUUAGUUUAGGGUUCCUUCUCAAAAGCAACAACUAAUCCAAAUGUUUGUAUCUAAAAUGAAUAUUUCUAAAUGCUUUUAUUUCCUGUUUUAUAACUUUUUAAUUUGCUGUCAUUUGUUCAUCUUGUACUAAACAUGUUGGAGUGAAAUAAAUACAUCUUAUCUUACUUUA
Molecule: messenger RNA, 2428 nt
Organism: Entelurus aequoreus (snake pipefish)
Lineage: Eukaryota; Metazoa; Chordata; Actinopteri; Syngnathiformes; Syngnathidae
Product: lysosomal acid lipase/cholesteryl ester hydrolase-like
Exons: 11
Coding region: 72-1256 (394 amino acids)
Molecular function (GO): hydrolase activity, acting on ester bonds
Source: RefSeq, a predicted model, not a curated record